Messenger RNA from Otolemur garnettii (small-eared galago), 3546 nucleotides. RefSeq names its product protein phosphatase, Mg2+/Mn2+ dependent 1L (gene PPM1L). The record is from RefSeq and is a predicted model, not a curated record. Gene Ontology annotation, molecular function: protein serine/threonine phosphatase activity; cation binding. NCBI's taxonomy places the organism in Eukaryota, Metazoa, Chordata, Mammalia, Primates, Galagidae. Gene Ontology annotation, cellular component: nucleus; cytosol. The transcript has 4 exons. Gene Ontology annotation, biological process: negative regulation of canonical NF-kappaB signal transduction; protein dephosphorylation; positive regulation of canonical NF-kappaB signal transduction. Bases 613 to 1695 code for a protein of 360 amino acids.
CCCGAAAAACUUUUAUUCUCUGGGGCCCACCAGAGUGUGUGAAGGAAUUGGAGCAAUUGGCCGUCUCCUUGCUCCCUGGCAGCGACGACUGAAGAGACGUGCAUCCCUCUCUUGCUGGGCUCUGGAACCCCCGAGCCUCCUCACCUGCUGAUCGCUCCCCGGAGCCGCGAGGAGGCACCCCGGAGGGGCCGCGCGGGCGCCGGCGCCCCCGAACUCUCCCGCUCACCGCGGCAGACCUGCCCGGCGCAACUUUAACUUGAUUCCAAUCACUCAUCACGGGCAUCCGCAGCUGCUACCGCUGCUGCCGCUGCUGUCGCCGCUACGGCCGCGAUCUCACAAAGAGGCUCAAAGAAAAGAGGCGAGGCGGCUCGGGUGGCAGAAAACGGCUUCUGGGCCGCUGACGCGGCGAGACAAAAGGGAAACUGCCUCUGCUCGCGCUGCGGGUUAGGAGCAGCCUGCCAGUCCGCCUCCCGGCCGGCCCGGUGAGCCUCCUGCCCCCACCCUUGGGCGCUGCUCCGCCUCCCUCCCCGCGGUUUGUCCCCGCAGUCUCCCGGACCGACGAGCCUUCCGGGCGCGCGUAGCUGCUGGUCGUUGGGGCUCUAGCGAUAAUAAAUGAUAGAGGAUACAAUGACUUUGCUGUCUCUGCUGGGUCGCAUCAUGCGCUACUUCUUGCUGAGACCGGAGACGCUUUUCCUGCUGUGCAUCAGCUUGGCGCUUUGGAGUUACUUCUUCCACACCGACGAGGUGAAGACCAUCGUCAAGUCCAGCCGGGACGCGGUGAAGAUGGUGAAGGGCAAGGUAGCCGAAAUCAUGCAGAACGAUCGACUCGGGGGGCUUGAUGUGCUGGAGGCCGAGUUUUCCAAGACCUGGGAGUUCAAGAGCCACAACGUGGCCGUGUACUCCAUCCAGGGCCGGAGAGACCACAUGGAGGACCGCUUCGAAGUUCUCACGGAUCUGGCCAACAAGACACACCCGUCCAUCUUCGGGAUCUUCGACGGGCACGGGGGAGAGACUGCAGCAGAAUACGUAAAGUCUCGACUGCCAGAGGCCCUGAAACAACAUCUUCAGGACUACGAGAAAGACAAGGAAAACAGCGUCCUGUCCUACCAGACCAUCCUCGAGCAGCAGAUUCUGUCCAUUGAUCGGGAGAUGCUAGAAAAGUUGACUGUGUCUUACGACGAAGCAGGCACGACAUGUUUGAUCGCUCUACUGUCAGAUAAAGACCUCACUGUGGCCAACGUGGGGGACUCAAGAGGGGUCCUAUGUGACAAAGACGGGAACGCCAUUCCUUUGUCUCAUGACCACAAGCCUUACCAACUAAAGGAGCGAAAGAGGAUAAAAAGAGCUGGUGGUUUCAUCAGUUUCAAUGGCUCCUGGAGAGUCCAGGGAAUCCUGGCUAUGUCUCGGUCGCUGGGGGAUUAUCCACUGAAAAACCUCAACGUUGUCAUUCCUGACCCAGAUAUCCUGACCUUUGACCUGGACAAGCUCCAGCCUGAAUUCAUGAUCUUGGCAUCCGAUGGCCUCUGGGAUGCUUUCAGCAAUGAAGAAGCUGUUCGAUUCAUCAAGGAGCGUUUGGAUGAACCUCACUUUGGGGCCAAGAGCAUAGUUUUACAGUCAUUUUACAGAGGCUGCCCUGACAACAUAACAGUCAUGGUGGUGAAGUUUAGGAAUAGCAGCAAAACAGAAGAGCAGUGAAUCCUUCUGGGGUCUCUGCUGCCCUAGAUUAAAGGACUUUCAACACGUGGUCUCUUUUAGUAUAGUGAAAGGUGUGGGAGUUGUAAUUAGGAUCAUCCAUCCCAGAUAUGGAAUUCCCCCCUCCCUGGUGGUCUUAAGUCCACACUCAGUGGGGAACAGAGGGUGCUCUUGGCCAACGCAGUUGACAGGCUGGAAAGUGGUUUCUUCGUGUUUUCCUGACUUGCUUAUCCAAUGUCCGAAGUGUAUAAAUAGCUGUAGAAUCAUGUGUAGGAAGUGAAUGGCACACACACCUUGUAGUCUCCCUUUUAAGAUUCUUUUCAAGAUCCUGCCUAGGGUCCUCCAGGCAUCAGCCAUUGUGUCCUCCCAGCACUGCAAGAGACAGGCUGCCAUGUCCGCUGUGAGUGGUGACGUGCCCUCCGCAGAGAGGCGGGGCUGGCCUAAGGAAGCAGGGGGUGGUGAGAGGUCAGGGGCAGCCGCCUACACGGAGAAAUAACCCUUUUCCUCACUGCCUUCAUUAGUUAAAUAGACUUUGUAUGCCCCUCCGCCCCCUUUGUGCAUCUGUCCUAAUCAUGCAUGACCUUAACCUUUUGCUUAGCCCUUACCAUAUGCCAUAGGCAGCAGUGAAUGGCACCAGCAGACACUGUGAUUUUUUGUCUAAUGUUACCAAGAAACCAUGUUAGGGGAAGUGAAAAGGCAAGUCACAAUCCCAUAAUUCCUUCCAUGUUUAAGGGUAGCUAGAGGAAAAGUAAUGAAGGAGCCACAGUGCCCUUUGGGGACCAGGCUGUUUGCAUGGAGUGGGGCGGUGAUGUCGCCUCCAUCCUGGCAGCUUUUAAUCAUGUUCUGGGAUGCACAGCCUCAAACUGCACGUGUAACUUCUCAGAGUGUGUAGAAUGCCCAACUAUUUGGAAUUUGGUGGAAAAUUACUGGAAGCCUUGACAAUGAAAAGGUAGCAGCCUUUAACAUUUCGUUGCAAAUAUCCGUCCAUGCCAGGUCGCUUUCCCUAGGCAAACACCACUCCAGGGCUGCCUGCAGCCGAGGCCGCCAAGGGACACGGUGCAGGCAGGAGUUCAAGUGUUUACCCAGAUUGAUAAGCAGCCCAGAGUUAUUUUGGGACCUGGCUUGCUGUUCUCUGCUUCCUAUCACCAAAGCCUCAUUUUUCCCAACCUCAGUGUUAUUGAAGUUAAUUUGGAGAAAUGCUCAGUCAUUUGUCUGUGCCCAACCAAGGCAGCUCAGAUUAGCUGAACAAGAUUUCUGUUGCAUCCCAGCCCUGUCUGUCCCAGGGCUUUGUUCUUCCUGAGCAGGCAUUUGUUGUUACAGCUUCUUGCAGGCCUCGUUGGCUGGCCACCUCCUACCUGUCGGGCCCCACCUCUGCCCACCCUCAGCUCUGGAGCUUUCCCACAGCCGUUUCCAGGGGAGCUCUGAAGUGACAAGAUUGCCUUGAGGCCGCCAGGGACUACCGUCUGUCCCCAUUCCUCCAACCACUUACCUUCCUCUGACUGCACUGAGAAUUACUAAUGAUUUCCCAAGAAAUUUGCUUACUUUUGUAUACUGUAUGUUUAAACAUUAGAAUUAACAUUUGGAUUGUUGGCUUUUCGCCAUAGAAUGUUCUAGUACAAAAUACCUGCCAGCUUUUUAGAUUUAAGCAUUGGUGUAUUGACCAACACUGGACAUUUGGACGUGUGUCUCUGGGGCUGGGGCGGGGAGGAGAGUGUGGAAAACAAAUACUGCUUGUUGAUGGGUGCUGAGACAGCUCCGGCGGCUCAGCUGGCUUGGAGAUUUAGGAUGUUCUGACUCUGGAAAGUCACCGCAGCCACCAUCGAACUCAAGUCAGGAAUCAGCGGGGUCAGCGUU